Messenger RNA from Tachysurus fulvidraco (yellow catfish), 2671 nucleotides. Its product is annotated as hepatitis A virus cellular receptor 1. The transcript is spliced from 2 exons. The record is from RefSeq and is a predicted model, not a curated record. Lineage: Eukaryota; Metazoa; Chordata; Actinopteri; Siluriformes; Bagridae. Bases 619 to 1938 code for a protein of 439 amino acids.
UGUGUUCAUUGCUGUGUGUUAGGUGCAGAGAAGCUGUGAGACACAGAGCUACAGGGAAAAGACACACACACACACACACACACACACACACACACACACACACACACACACACACACACACACACACACACACACACACACACAAACACACACACACACAGACGCUAAAAGAAGUGAGAGGUAGAGGAAGAGAGGAGGAGCAGGAGGAGGAUAUGGGUCAUCGAUAGACGUGUGAGACGUUUUUUCUGUCACAGAAGCGUGUGAGACUCGGUGACGGCGCUGGAGAAAGAACUCGCUCAUGAAGCUGCACUGAACUAGAAAACGAGCGAAUGAGAGAGAGAGAGACGAAGGAGAAAGAGGAAGAGAAGGGUUGUGUCUUUCCGGCUUACAUUAACCUCAAAAACAGCCACAGCACGGGGACAGGAACAACCCAAGUCUUGCGAUGAAACACGAUGGUUAUUAUUAACGAGUCAGCAUCUUUAAAUCUCUGCUGAAGAAGCUGCAGAUGUGAUUUUCUGGAGCCCCUGAAGCUCAAGACCUCAAGAUCAUCCAUCAUAUCUGAUCUCUUAAAAAAAGAGAAAGAAAUAAAUCUUAACCCUGUGGUUGCAGUGAAACAGGAUGUACCUUCUAUUUAUUACACUGGUCUUCUCGCUGGCUCUCGGACCAGAUGUCAUGCUCCUGAAGGCCCAGAUGGCCAACACUGAUCCCAUGAGUGUGAUGCAGAGCGUCUCCUCACCGGUGACAGAAACAAGCCCAGGUAUAAACAAUGCAACUGGUAAAAUGGAGCUCACCAGCAACGAUCUUAUAUCCGAGGCUGAAAAAGUAAAAACAUCAGAAGAACAUAUGAUGUCCACUCAGGAGCUUCUGACCUCUUCAGAACCUCUGACCACUGCAGAGUCUACAACCAUUUUUGUACACAACACCAUGAUGACAAAUGACCUCUCCUCUCCAGCUGAUCCUUACAGAUUUACCACUAACUCCAUGCAGGACGAGAGCAUGGUGAUCACCACCACCACUGAGCCUUUUCAGACACCAUCACCAUCUCCAACCAUUCUUCUUCAAACAUCUAUGAGCAUAAAACCAGAGGUUUCUACACCUACAAUGGUGGAGGUGGAGACUACUGACACCUCACCAAAUAACACUCCUACCCCCACAUCCACUACCACAAACACGCCCAUCCCCAUCCCCACCACCACCCCCACUACCAUGCCUAACCCCACCCCCACCACCAAACCCACUACCAUGCCCUACACCACCCCCACCAUCACACCCACUACCAUGCCCAACACCACCCCCACCAUCACACCCACAUUUAUGCCCACCACCACCCAAGGGCUGUCCACGCUCACGUCCCUUAAUAGCACAUACCCCGAGGAGAUGUCAUCCACCAACAGCGGCAUGAGUAGCCUUGCUAAAGACACUAAAAAAGAAGCUAACUGGCUAAUCAUCUCUGUCAUAGCGCUGGUCAUCUUCUGCAUAUUAACCACUCUGUGCGUCAUGAUCAUCGUCAUCAAGCGCAGGAGGCAAAGUGGCCAUCAGAACUUUGGGCAUAUGACGGGACAAAGGUCCAAGAAGAAGAAAGUCACAGAGGAUGAUGUCUGGGCGGGGCCUGUGAAAUUAGGAGGCAGAGAUUGCGAAGGUCCAGAGGAAGUUGAGGUACAAGGAGAGGAGAAGAAGACAGAUGGAGUGGAGUUGACGGGGCUCAGCACGUUCACGACGCUAGAGGAGAAUGGAGGCGUGGGACGACCGGGGUCAACUGAGGUCAAGCAGUGGGAGGAGAAAGAGCCUCUGCUGUUCAUCGACGAGGAAGGGAAGGAGAAAAGAAAUGAGGCAGGAAAGAGCGAGGAUGCAGAUGCUGAAGCAGCAGCAGGAAAGACAGACAAGAACGAGGCGGAGCCUAAUGGAGGAGAAACUUUCUGUCUCACCACCGCUGUGUGAAAUGUCCUUCACGGUUCCACAAACGGAUGAGUUCAACACCUUCUAGCUCACACUCGUGUCAAGAGAUCAGAAUAAUCUGAAUAAUUAUAUGAAUAAUUUAGAAUGAUGUUAUAAUGUACAUUUUUAUAUUAAAUCUGAAAUGUUUGAUUUUAGCUCAUGAUGUCAGAGACAUUUUAAAUCAUCUUUUUACCUUCUACAUCUUCAUCCAACUAAACCGAAAAAAAUGGAACUGUAGUUUUUGGACUGUUGAGUUUAACUGUGGGUUCUGUCACACACACACACACACACACACACACACACACACACACACACACACACACACACACACACAAACGUCUCUUUGGAUUUUCAUUUUGCAUUUUUUUUAAUUUGUGUAUUGAUUUUAGAUUUAAAAUAGAUACAGUAUACAAUAAAGUGCUAUAAAGCUGGCAGACCUGAGAUCAGACCUAAGAUCAGACCUGAGAUCAGACCUGAGAUCAGACCUGAGAUCAGACCUGAGAUCAGACCUGAGAUCAGACCUAAGAUCAGACCUGAGAUCAGACCUGAGAUCAGACCUGAGAUCAGACCUAAGAUCAGACCUGAGAUCAGACCUGAGAUCAGACCUGAGAUCAGACCUGAACACUGCCGGUACUGUAAUAUUGUCUACAGCAAUAGAUUAAUAAUUGAUAUCAUUUAUGUGUUUUUUUUUUUUUUUGGUGUGUUUCUAUUUUCAAAAUACAGCCGUUUGACCAAG